This is a messenger RNA of Cladophialophora bantiana CBS 173.52, 2406 nucleotides long. RefSeq lists its product as uncharacterized. The transcript has 5 exons. The coding region runs from base 1 to 2406 and encodes 801 amino acids. Lineage: Eukaryota; Fungi; Ascomycota; Eurotiomycetes; Chaetothyriales; Herpotrichiellaceae. The record is from RefSeq and is a predicted model, not a curated record. Gene Ontology annotation, cellular component: nucleus. Gene Ontology annotation, molecular function: zinc ion binding; sequence-specific DNA binding. Gene Ontology annotation, biological process: DNA-templated transcription; positive regulation of transcription by RNA polymerase II.
AUGAAUGUCGCGUCCGCAAAAUUCGAUGUAAUGGUCGGCAGCCAUGCGAACCAUGUGAAGACUUUGAACGUUGUCAACUGUACAUUUACAUCUACACGUGGACAACGCAUGUCCGGUGCUCCGCGAACAAAAAUCCUUGAAGAUCGUCUGCGCCGGGCUAGAGCCUUGAUAACGAGACUUCAGGCCCAGCAUCCGUCAGCCCAACUCAAUGCUGAGGUCAAUAGCAUCUUUGAUUCUCCGCCGGGGUCGCCUGUCCCGACCGAUUCAGAGGCUUUGGGCUCGGUUGAUUCCAGCUCUGCAGACCACCUGGAGAACAUGUUGGACGGUAAAGGCCGACUCACCUCGACCAAAAACUCCACAGAGUAUUAUGGCGGUGGCUCGGGCUUUGCGUUUCUUCAACAGACGCAGCUGCUGUUCAAUCAAGACUCCCCCACGACAGAACUCCGAAACAGCAGCCACCUGUCUCUCGACGCCAUGUCCAGGCUCUUCGAUUCACCACUGCCAGAUAAACAGGCCCUAGCAACUGAUAUUCCCAUCUCGCAGCUUCUGCCAUCUAGGCAAUCAGCCACAGAGCUCCUGUAUGCAGUGUUUGGACAGACCUAUCAAUUGCUACAGUUCCUCCAUGAACCCACCUUUCAAAAACAAACGGACCGAAUAUACAAUCUUGAUCCAAUGGACUUCGAAGACUCUGACCAUGAUUUUCUACCACUCUUCUACUCAGUAACUGCUCUGGGGUACCUGUUUCAUCAGAAAAUGCACCACAAGUACGGCUGUAAAGGCGCCGUCAACCAAGCAAUGCGUCAUUUCAUCGCGGCUCGCCGAAUGGUGGACCUCGAUCGUUGUCGUGAUAUUCCAACGCUCCAGACCUUACUCUGCCUGAUUCUUUUCCUGAUCUCGACGGCCCGUCUUGCCACUGCCCACACUUUUAUUGGAUUGGCCGUCGCAGCGGCCAUGAGGAUGGGGUUGCACUCCCAAGCCUCCUGUGACGGGCUCUCUGACCUGGAGAAAGAUGUCCGGCGAAGAACAUUUUGGACGAUCGUCAAGCUAGAUAUCUACAGCGGUACGGUCCUCGGACUUCCAGGGAUGAUUAAACUUGACUAUGUGGAUCAGCCCAAGCCAAGUGGCCAUAUUCGUGACUACGCGAAUGAGGAGCGGGGUGGGUUUGCCUCUCCGAGCACCAGGCGCAUGUUUGCAGCUUCGGCACAGUACCUAGGCGUCCUGUUGAUUAUGAGCAAAGUGGUGCAGAAGUUAUAUCCGAAGACUGAUACGGAAGCUCACCAGGAGGGUGAAACAAAGAAGAUUUAUGUCAGCAAUGCCACCAUACUUGAGAUUGAGAAUGAUUUUAAAGCGUGGAGGGACGGGCUGUCUGACUCACUUGGCUUGGCUGAGGACAAUAACGACCUGAGCAGCAUCGUUUAUGAAUUGGAGAUGGUGCACAAUUUCGGUUACAUCCUCCUUUACCGGCCAUUCCUGCAUUACUUAGCAAAAGCCAAAACUGAGAAUCCGCCAGACGCACGACUCUUGCGCUGUGCAGCAUGCUGCGUCAAAAUAUCGAGGUUCACCAUCUCCCGCUCCGACGAGAUGCUUCAAAAAGGCUUCCUUGCUCCCGCCGCGUGGCAAUCGGUGUACACGGUGUUUUUGUCACUGGUCACGCUGAUUUUCUUUCUAGCUACGCAGCACGGCAACAAGGACUAUGCCGCCAUCCAGAAGGAAACCGAGACGGGGGUUCGGAUCCUCGCCAGCACAUCUUGCCAAGAUAUUGGUUCAAGGAGAUGUCUGGACGUUUUAAGAGUGCUCACUAAAAGGCUCUCGCACAUUAUCAACCUAGAUAUUGAUGAGAUCUCAGCAGGAGUUCAAACAUUCUGUCAAGACAAUACCGGAGAUAUAGCUGCCCCAAAGCCGGGAGUGUUCUGCAGUGAUUCCAACCUUCCUCUGCUGGAUCGUCUCGGAAGAAGUAGGUCGACUGAAACGCUGGUGAUUCCAAUUAACCAACAAUUUGUGGUGCAGGAUCCGUCCGGGUCCCUGCAAAAUCCUCCGUUACACAGUCUACUCAGCACUGCGCCAAUCUAUUCUCCCUCUUCAAUGGCUUAUCCGACCCAAACGUCUACGUGGGAACAAGUAGCGGGAUGGCCGAACGCGGCAAGCAGUCCUUAUCUUGCAAGGCCAUCCUUGAGCCACGCUUCCCCUCCACCACCCGUGGACGUUGCUGAAUCCUUUCUGCAUUCGGAUAUGGAGGUGCCAUAUACUGAUGCGUUCGCGUGGCCAUUCCAAGUGACGGCAAACGUGGCGAACGGACGUCACGACAGCACUGAUACAUCGCAACCACAACCGGAGCCUCAUGGACUUACACCUCAAGACAUUGCUGCCUUUAUGCGAAUUAAUCCUGGCGACGAACCUUUCCUUUAG